AUGGGUAAACCAGGCGUAGGUAUCCUCAGCCCCUUGAUACAGCGCGAUGGAAUCAACCACAGCGAUAUCACCACCAGCAUCCAUGGAUGGGUCGCCGCUGGAAGAGAUAGGGGGAGCAUCGACAUUCUCUGGUCGAGCCUGUUGACGAUCAUCCUUUGCGUCUGGGUCGCGACCCAUCCGAACGCUCUCUCGCCCAAAGACAAGUGGUACCAUGGUGUCUUUGACAAAAUCAACCUCGCGAUGAUAGGACUUUUGGGCCCAGAUUUCCUUUUCGGAAUUGCUGUUGGUCAGCUUUCCAGUGCUCGCCGGAGUGUCAAGCAAUUUCAAAAAGACAGUCACUUGUGUAGCGGAAAGAAAUGGACGUACACGCAAGCAUUCUUUGUUGACAUGGGUGGCAUAUUCCUCAAGAGCCCCGACUUUCCUGAAGGAUUCCCCAUCGACGCGGAGCAGCUGCAUUAUCUGGUCAAGCACGGCUUUGUCGAGUUUCCUGACAUGGAAUCCAUGGAUAUCUCGGAACGGAAUACGGUCGAUACUCUCUCAAGGCAUGCUUUCCUCCUCACUCACAGGCAUAAUGCACUUUGGUUCUUCAUCACAGAAAUGGACCGCGUCAGAAACGGAUUGCCCAUCACCGCUCUAGAAUUGACCGCGCUAUCCUUCACCUUCGCCAUGGUUGCGACAUUUGUUUGCUGGUACCCAAAGCCGGCGAUUUCUUAUCCCCGAUACAUCGAAACCAAAGUCUUGGAAGAAGGACAAGUGACUUUGGACCAAAUUCGUAGCUACGCCAGAUCUCAUACACACCCGCACCUUCCAACAGCAUGGCAUCGUACACCACUCGACGACAUCACUCCGCGAAUCUUCCGUAUAGACGCAUACUGGUGCUUCUACAAAAGGCUCGGCGACAUGAUGCAUCUUCAUCCUUACGGCCGACCAAUCAAACAGGAACUUUGGGACAGAUUUCCCUCUGACCUGUGGCGCCCCAUGGAACUGAUGUACUACCCUCUCGGAGGCGUCUUCAUCGUUGGCUUCAGCAUAACCUUCAUGAUCGGAUGGAACUUUCAAUUUCCUACACCGACGGAGCAGCUCAUUUGGAGGCUGGCUGCGUCGUACCACAUGUUUUUCUGUCUGUACGGGGCCUUUCACUGGCUUUACGAAGAUCAGAAAUGGCAUCGUGCGCAGAAGCGCCUGCAUGGCGUCGUCCAGUCGGCAGACCAAGUUGUUAACGCGGACGCCGAGGCUCAGAACCCGUCGCGGGAAGUGAAGGCCUCGCCGACUCGGGCAAAGGGUGUUGUCCAGCGAUUCAUGGCGCUGGUUCGGUCCGAGGUAAACAAUUCAGCGGAAAGGGACCCAACAAUGACGGUACCCUUGUUUGUGAUUAUCCCGAAUAUUCUCAUCUCUGGGCUGUAUGUCUCGUGCCGGUUGUACUUCUACGUGGAAGAUUUCGUGUCGCUUCGGGAGCAACCCAAGGGGAUUUAUUUGACUGGUAACCGGUUUCUCCCGUUCAUCGGGGAGACGUGGUAA
Molecule: messenger RNA, 1518 nt
Organism: Colletotrichum acutatum
Lineage: Eukaryota; Fungi; Ascomycota; Sordariomycetes; Glomerellales; Glomerellaceae
Exons: 4
Coding region: 1-1518 (505 amino acids)
Source: RefSeq, a predicted model, not a curated record